Messenger RNA from Corythoichthys intestinalis (scribbled pipefish), 4301 nucleotides. It is a transcript of the gene mmp2, whose product is annotated as matrix metallopeptidase 2. Gene Ontology annotation, biological process: collagen catabolic process; tissue remodeling; response to hypoxia. The record is from RefSeq and is a predicted model, not a curated record. Gene Ontology annotation, molecular function: zinc ion binding; metalloendopeptidase activity. Gene Ontology annotation, cellular component: extracellular matrix. The transcript has 14 exons. Bases 155 to 2110 code for a protein of 651 amino acids. Lineage: Eukaryota; Metazoa; Chordata; Actinopteri; Syngnathiformes; Syngnathidae.
GGGAGAAAAAAAGUGCAUGGGUAAGCAAAAAAUGAGAAAGUUGUAAGAGCUAGAGGUGCAAGGAAGAAAAACUCCAGAAGGGCAGAGGCAACACACACAGGGGGAUCUUUGAGAAACUUUGCGCAACUUUUAAGGACACAAAGAAGCUUUCAAAAUGGAUUUCGUGUCCAUUUUUGUCAGUGUGUUUUUCUUCCACUUCAUUCACUUUGAAUCAACAUUUGCAGCCCCUUCUCCUAUCAUCAGAUUUCCUGGCGAUGACACUCCAAGAACAGACAAAGAGGUUGCACUGCGCUACUUGAACAAAUUCUAUGGAUGCCCGCAAGACAGAUGUAACCUAAUGGUGCUCAAGGACACCUUAAAGAAAAUGCAAAAGUUCUUCUCCCUGCAAGAAACCGGCGAGAUUGAUGCCAAAACUGUGGAGAUCAUGAAAAAGCCCCGCUGUGGCGUGCCAGAUGUGGCCAACUACAAUUUCUUCCAUAGAAAACCUUUGUGGCAGAAAAAAGACAUCACCUAUAGAAUCCUCGGCUACACUCCGGAUCUAGACGAGGAAGUCAUCAAUGAUGCUUUCUUCAGAGCCUUCAAAGUGUGGAGUGAUGUCACGCCACUCUCGUUCACUCGCCUCAUGGAUGGCGAGGCAGACAUUAUGAUCAAUUUCGGCCGCAAUGAGCAUGGUGAUGGUUACCCAUUCGACGGCAAAGACGGCCUCUUGGCUCACGCGUUUGCCCCUGGACCAGGAAUAGGCGGCGACUCCCACUUUGACGAUGACGAGCAGUGGACGCUGGGAGACGGCCAAGUGGUGAAGGUCAAGUUUGGCAAUGCGGACGGAGAGUUCUGCAAAUUCCCCUUCCUGUUCCAGGGUACUGAGUACAAAAGCUGUACAUCUCAGGGCCGUGACGAUGGCUUCCUGUGGUGCGCAACCAGUUACAACUUUGACGAAGAUGGCAAAUACGGCUUUUGUCCUCACGAGUUGCUCUUCACCCUUGGUGGCAAUGGCGAGGGUGCGGCAUGUAAAUUCCCCUUCACCUUCCAGGGUGAAAAGUAUGACAGCUGCACCACCACUGGCAGAGAUGACGGCUAUCGCUGGUGUGCCACAACUGAGAACUAUGACCAAGACAAAACCUACGGAUUUUGCCCCGAAACCGCUAUGUCAACUGUGGGAGGUAAUAGUGAAGGGAGCCCCUGUGUCUUCCCUUUCACCUUCCUUGGAGACACCUAUGAGGCCUGCACCACUUCUGGACGCAAUGAUGGCAAGAUGUGGUGCGGUACAACCAAGAGUUACGAUGAUGACCGCAAGUGGGGUUUCUGUCCUGACCAAGGAUACAGUUUAUUCCUUGUGGCUGCUCAUGAGUUUGGCCAUGCCCUGGGCUUGGAGCAUUCUGAAGACCCAGGCGCACUGAUGGCCCCCAUCUAUACUUUCACCAAGGAUUUCAGACUCUCUAGCGAUGAUAUUAACGGCAUCCAGGAGCUUUAUGGUGUUCCUACAGAUAAGCCUUUACCUCCAACCCAGGGACCCGUUACCCCCAUGGACAUCUGUAAGGAGACUGUUACUUUUGAUGCAGUUGCCCAAAUUAGAGGAGAGACCUUCUUCUUUAAGGACAGGUUCUUGUUCAGGUCAGUAAACUUCAGAAGCAAGCCCAAUGGACCCAUGCUGGUGGCCACCUAUUGGCCUGACCUGCCCAGCAAGAUAGAUGCCGUUUAUGAAAACCCAGUGGAGGAGAAAACUGUCUUCUUCUCAGGCAAUGAAAUGUGGGUGUACAAGGCCGACGAACUGGAGAAAGGUUACCCCAAGAGCCUCGACAAUCUUGGCCUGCCAAGCGACCUGGAACAGAUCGACGCUGCUUUCAGCUUUAGGAAGAACAAAAAAACGUAUCUCUUUGCUGGCGAGCAGUUCUGGAGAUAUGAUGAAAAUACAAAGACUAUGGAUAGCGGUUUCCCCAAACUCAUUGCUGAAUCCUGGAAUGGCAUACCAGAUGGUGUUGAUGCUGCCUUUAGUCUCAACGGAAUUGAUUACAGCUACUUUUUCAAAGGCGACCACUAUUUCAAACUGGAGGACAGCAGUUUGAAGAUUGUCAAGUUGGGUGAAAUCACAAAAGACUGGCUUGGCUGUUGAGCACAUCUGGCUAUUUCAUGUGACAAGGACAUCAAGGCCACUGAGAUGCACGCUAUGUUUUAAUUCUGCGAUAGAGGCCUCCAUUGGACAUUCUACACAGUGAAGCACAGCUUCUUUUGUGAGAAAUUUUAUUUGUCACACCAGUGCACACCUACAUCAUAUAUCAUGUACCAUUUUUAGUUAUUUGGUUUUACUCUAGUUUUUAACAGAGACAUCAGGUAUGUCCACUCUGCAUUGAACGCAAUGCAUAGCGUGCUGUGAGUUGAACUUGUUGUGUAUGGUAUAAGGAUUCCACGAUGGCUUGGAUAAAGCCAACAAGUGUAAAGUAGUUUUGUAAGAAAUGUACCAGUUUUACCGAUAGUUGAUUUGCUCAUGGUUGUGCAAUACAUUUGAAAAGAAAUGACAUUUGCACAAUCUUUGUGACCGAAUAUGGUGCUUUAGAAAUGUUCCUAAGAAAAUGCACACAAUGGAGUGUGAAACUAAAGGAAAAGCUUACGUGUAAUAAUCCUUUAAUUUGACACUCAUUUGUAAAUAUAUGCAUUUUUAUAAUCUGUGUAAGGGUUGAUGGGGAUAUGGGAUUUCCAGGAGUAAUAUGUUUAGGCAUACAAUAUUUUCUUCUUGGUUAGCACUUUGUAGGAGUUCUUUUGACUUUGAUACAGAGGAAAUGAAGGCACAGGUUGCCUCUUGAGGUCGUGUAGGUUUGCUGCAUGAUUAAAUCAUGACAAGAAUACCACAGUAGUAUUAAUUAAAAAAAAAUUUCUUUGUUUGUUUUCCCAGGAUUUGUCAAUACAGUUGUAGUAUUUCGUGUUGGUUAUAUUGCUUAUGUGUUAGGUCCUCUUCCCCCUCCUUCUGAGACAUGCCCACCUCCAGCAGGUGUGCAUGUUUUUAGCUGAUUGCAGGUCAGACGAGUGGAGCGGCCACAGCUGAGAGCAAUGAACAUCAGCCAGCUUUAAAAGCCCAGCAGACGCUCCACCUCGUCGCCCGAUCAACUCGUCUGGUUUCGCCGUCCUGUUCUCUGCGCGCUCCUUGUCGGAUUCUACGCCUGCCUCCUUCCGAGCUUCCACGCCUGCCUCCUUCCGAGCUCCCACGUCAGCUCCCCUGCUCCGCUCCCAGCAAUCUACACCCAAGACAGCCUUGUGACCUACAAUAAACGAUUGCUCAUUUUUUACCACUGUGUGUCCACUCUGGGAUCCCCUAUUGCUCUCGCACCUUAACAGUUUGAUCGGGCCAUCAUGGAUCCCACGGACAACACAGCCAGCUCGCCCACGUCACUCCUUGACCACCACCAAGCAAUCGAAUAUCUAUUCAGUAAGGUAACGGACAUUUCUGAGUCACUUCAAGCCAUCCAGGCACAACUCACGCCGCUGCCUCAUGCACGCACAGCCCCGCCUCCCCUCCGCCACACCGCCGCUUCGCCGAGUCAUGUUCCCGUAACUAACCUGGCGUCAACAGCUGCGGCGCGGGAACCCCACGUCCCGGCUCCGUCUCCUUACGAUGGCAACCUUGGUACAUGUCGUGCUUUUUUAGUCCAGUGCAGCCUCGUCUUCGAACAGCAGCCAUCCAUGUACCAAGGGGACCGAACAAAGAUUGCUUAUUUGAUCGGAUGCCUACGCGGAGCGGCUCUCGAUUGGGCUUCCUCUAUAUGGGAGCAGGGGUCCGCGGUGUGUAGUUCAUACGCCCACUUCACCGAUGAAAUGCGAAAGAUCUUCGACCAUCCUAUUCGUGGUAAAGAGGCUGCCAAGCGGAUGAUGGCCAUUCACCAGGGGUCACGGAGCGUCGCAGAAUUCUCGGUGGAAUUCCGCACGUUGGCCGCUGAGAGCCGUUUUAACGAUGCGGCGCUACAGGAGAUCUUCACCCGCGGCUUAACUGAGUCCCUCAAAGACGAAUUGGCCACGCGGGAUGAGCCUGGGUCUUUGGACGACCUUAUUAAAUUGGCGAUCCAAAUUGACAAUCGCUUGCGGGAGCGAAGAAGACAACGCCGGGAACCGCCGAACCCCCCCGGCCUGCGCCUAGCUGCCCUUCCACGCCCGUCUUCGUUCCCUGUUCAGGCCACUGAUGCGGCUCAGGCGACACUGCCCCCUGCUGACAAAUCUGAACCAAUGCAGUUGGGCCGCGCCAGGUUAUCCCAGGAGGAACGCACUCGCAGGUACAGCGCUCAGUUGUGUAUUUACUGUGGGCAAGGGGGGCAUUU